Messenger RNA from Saccoglossus kowalevskii, 2391 nucleotides. RefSeq lists its product as uncharacterized. Lineage: Eukaryota; Metazoa; Hemichordata; Enteropneusta; Harrimaniidae. Gene Ontology annotation, molecular function: protein binding. The record is from RefSeq and is a predicted model, not a curated record.
AUGGCCGAAGUGGGACUCCCCAUGAAUGCGGAAAUAAAUAAAAAUACCGAUAACCAUGUUGCUGGGAAAAGUGUUAAUGCUACAAUGGAAACUGUCGCAACAACUUUUGUUUCCGUCGAGCUGCCUGCACACAAGGCUGCGUACAAAGGUGAUAUUAAAGCGUUGCCAAGCAUCUUUGAGAAAGGGACGGUGACGAUGUUUGACGCCAAUGGCAAUACCCCCUUACAUAUUGCCGCACAGUCGGGAAAUGAAGACUGCCUUCGAUGGUUGUUGGAUCAUACGUAUAUACCAAUACGAGCCAAAAACAAACAAGAAGACACGCCUGCACAUCUCGCGGCUUGUCAUGGGAAUCUCGCGUGUUUAUCGAUGCUCUUCACGCAAGACACGAAUGCGCUGGACGCCGCCUGUGAUCGCAACGCUGAUCGCAUGACGUCACUUCAUUUAGCGGCUCUACAUGGCCAAGUUGCCGUGGCAACGUGGCUAUUGACGGAAUUUAAAGGAACUAUCGCAGGAAUGAAAACUGUAAGUGGACUUACCGUUCUGCACAUAGCAGCGGAAAGAGGACAUUUAGAACUGGUCAAAAUGGUGACGAAAAUGAUGCCCAAACUCGUGACCUCUAGGGAUAACAAAGGUCAAACACCUUUACACUAUGCAGCACGGAGUGGCCGACUGCCAUGCAUUAAAUUUAUGGCCGAUCACGGCGUUUUGAAUCCGCGAAGUCUGCGCAGUCUUGCACGUGCCACACCCUUACAUGCAGCAUGUGUUGGGGGUAACUUGGAAACAGUUAAAUGGAUUGUGGGUAAAAUGGGAUUGCAGAUGAUGAAAGAUAAAAUGGACGGUGGGAUAACCCCUCUACAUAUUGUAGCAGGUCGAGGUCACGCAAACUGCUUGAAAUGGAUGCUGCAUCAACAGCCAUCUCCUGAGUUCCACGACGUCCCCGAUUCAAAUGGAAGGACGCCAUCAUAUUAUGCGGCAGAGAUGGGAAAGGCACAGACUCUCUCUUUGCUCAUCGUUGGUGGCGUAGACAUGCAUGCCACUGACAAGUUGGGUAACACGCCGUACACUAUAGCAGUGCAGGGAAGCGAUCAAGAAUGUUCCAAUUUAGCUCUGUCACUAACUGGAGGAAAGUUCAUUGACCCCAAAUUCGUGAAAAUAGCGACUGAAAAAAAUCGUGACAGGUCGAUCGUCAGUCCUGUUAUUAUGAUGAAAGCGAUGGACGACGAAACCAUUAAGAGAUUCAAAUCACUGGAUGGUAUCAGGGAUUCCAGGCGGAAAAGGAAAAAAGGUUUCUUCAAAUCCAGGACGUGGGGUCGAGAACAAAAGAAAAACGAGAAAACAGAGGGUAAAAAGAAGAGUGCCAGUAUGGGACAAUCAAUUGGAAAACAUAAAAACACAGCACCGAAAGUUGGAAAAAAGAGCACAGGAACGAGUACGACACAAACGGACUCAUCAUUACGGCCACUAGCACAGCUAUUCCAACCAACGAAUAAAGACCAUCAAAUUGUCAUGAGACAGCAACUAGCGAGUGCCAGUGAGUACAUAAAUAUGGAGAACUUCCCAACUCCAAAAUAUCAAGACAAAAGCGAACUAACGACAAAAACCCCCACAGAGCAAACGGAUGAGAGCACUGAAUGGGUACGUUCCCAGAUCAAGGACAAUUGGAUGUUGAAAGAAGACCAAACUCGUAAAGAAUUCGAUGUUAAAACUACGAAAGGUGAUGUAGCAAUUACGGAUACAGAUGCAUCGACACUCGGAGACAGUUUUAAAUGGGUUGACGAUCACGUAUUUGUUGAGAGUCUGUCAACACCGUCUGAAUCUGGAACUUUACAGACGACAGUUGAGUUACGAGAGCAGAUCGAACCAAAAACAACAACAAGUAGUAAUCACAACACGGAAAUGCCUCCUCCUGUUGUGACUGACAACAAACAAAUUAAUCCCGAUUUCAGCCCGCCCUCGUCACCGGACGAGAAAGAGGAUCGGAAAACAAUCUCAAUAGAAGUGAUGGUCCAUCGUAAUAACCACGAAUAUGCAAAAGAUCAAGUGAUGAUAUCCAAUACUUCUUUUCUCAUGCAGUCUCCAAAUGGAUAUAUAUCUCCACCACCACCGCCGCCGCCGCCACCACCUCCCCCUCCCCCUGCACCGAGUCAUAGUGCUGUCCCCGAACCCUUCAACGUGUAUCAAACUAACACAAGAGAGGAAGAAACAGGAGAAAAUAUUGAAAAAACAAAAAAGAGGGUUGCAUUUAAAGACAAUAUUGUGGAAGUAACGGAAGUGACGGAGGUGAAAGAAGUAAUACGAGUGGAAAGAAAGAAAUCUGCAUCGGAAACCGGAGUCUCAUAUUGGCGGAACAAACCCUAUUCAUCGGAAUCGGAGCACUUUGAGAUCAACUAG